UGGAAACAAGGGAUGUCUGUUCAGUGAACUCACCAACAGUCCCGGGGGAGAUCUGAUUUCAUGUUUUGGAUAAAUUGAGUGAAAUGUCGCAUAUACCUUUGUCCUCGCGCUGCUUACAUAGCUGAUUCGAAUUAUUUUGGUGGAACAGAUCGAAACGAAUUUGUUGUUGUCGUUGGAAUUCUCGUUAUCGACGUUUUAAGUGCAAUGAAUUGGAUUUUACUCGGAUUAGUACUGACAAGCAUUGAGAUUUCAAGAGGCGUUCUAGUUCGUUUAAAAGGUGGAAAGCACUUUUACGAGGGGCGAAUUGAGGUGUUAUACAAUGGUACGUGGAAAGCUGUUUGUGAUCACGGCUGGGACAGGAACGGGGCCAGAGUAGUCUGCCGCAUGCUUGGAUUUCCCGAUGUGCUGCGGUAUACAAAGGGGUCUGUAUCAUAUGAUUUGUUGCUUGUAUACCUGAAGAAACAUCUUAGGUUGAUGGUCAAAAGUUUCUGUUUAGGGCUGCACUGAAAUUUUUGUAAGUAGCAUAAUUUUGAGCUCAGUCUGCGACUCUUUGUAAGACCGUUUACAUUUUGGUAAUGUCAUGAAUAAGAGGAAAUUCCCGUUUACUCAACAAGUAAAAUUAAGAAACUGUAUGGCUAAUGUUAUUUUUAAUUUUAAUUGUAAAAGAACCCAGCAAUUACGUAAUGGACUAAAGUUUAGCAUUAGGGCUCAUCCGCUAGAGCCAUUUUAAAUUGUCCUUGAGAAUACGAGUCAUUGGGAGGCGACUGAGCUGGAGUUCUGUCUGUACAGGUCUGAGUAGGGAUCUUCUGCUGGGCUCAUCUCUUGCCCCUUUAAGGAAAGGUUGUGUGACACUAAGUCUUCGCACGGAAAUGCCCGCGGUGAAGAUAUGUGGGCAACACAUUGAUUGAAAAAUAUUUCAUGUCAGAUAACAAAAUGACUGCGUGAGAUGUUAUUACGUUCUCAGACACCCUCCUGCUACUAUUAAUGCAUUUGUGACUUGGUGUAUCUGCUCUACAAAGUAUGUCGUUAAGUGCUGGCCUUCUGUUACCAGUCUUAAACUAUUGCGUAACUUACAUCUGGUACAUGUAUAUAAUUUUGAGCACUGAAUAGCCUGCAUCCUGCAUAGCUGGUAAUUUUGGAGAACCAAAAGAUGUCAUGCUAAGGAAAAAUACAUAUUUAGAGCUUUCUUUCCUCUGUCAUUCUUGUGUUUCUCUUUGUUCAAUCAAAGAUCGAGGAUGGUUAGUGAUUCGCUACCAUAAUUUAAUUGACAUGUUUGCUGUUAAACGGUCCGUGAUGAAUGAUAAUCGUUUGUCGAAAUGACUUCCUUUUGGAAUUUUUACCGUUCUAGCUCUCAGCUUUCCACCUUCCAAAUAUUCAUGUAAAUCUCGGCUAUUUGUUUCACAAAACGGCUUUAACUUAACUUAAUUGGCAUUAACUUAAACAGAAUCACUCUGACCGAAAAAAAACUAUCAUACAGUACGCGAUCUUUUUUAUAACAACGUCUGACUUUGGGGCUGAGGCUGAACGUUCUUAUUUUAUUUUCUAUUUUGGGCUCUGAAGGAAAAUGAAAACUGGUUCCUGCCAUGAAGGAUUCCAGCUACUGUGGAUGAAAUCAUUGUUAACAUAUGACGGAAAUUCGGUAGUAAUCGAUUUUAAAUCACUGUUAUGGUAUAAUCUAACGGACAGAAAAACACUACAAUCCCACAAACUCAACUACUUUAUUAAACAGCGAGUAAUGUUCUUAACAAUGAGCGACUUCUAAAAACAAUACAAUACUUAUCGUUAAUAAACUUAAUUAAGCCCACCACAGUCUAUAUCCUGGCUCACCACUGACACAUUCUCACUGCUGUCUCCAAAGUUCCUUGAAAUAAGCAAUCUUCCGCAGUAUUUCUCUCUAGUUAUAGCUUUCAAAAUAGUCGUCGCUCCGACAACAACAGCUACUUCUCCUACUAGAUGAGUGAGUCUUUAUGUAUAUUCACAAAGUGUUCUAGAACAUUCCAGAAGCUUAUAUAAUAACUGUUCAGUUUAGUAAUAUUACAUAAUAAAUUCGUGACUAGAUGAAAUGUUCUGGAAAGUUCUACGGUAUGCAAGUCAGCAUGACCAUCAUUGGCUGUCACUCGCCGCAAAGUCUGCGGGGAUGUUUAAUGUAUGUACACUUUAAGAAUUGCUUAACAUAAAGUCCAUAUACAAUUGAUCAUUGUGAAAUUUGUUAUUAAGGUACACAGAUUGUCAAAUCACCAGGAACCGGGUUUUUUUAUAGUUCCCAACAGACAUCUCCGUGUAACAGCUCAAUCUAAGCACUUCAAAGACGUCAUCCUUUCAAGUUUGAGUCGUAGUAAAAGUCAUCUGCAUGGCGAGGAAAUUGAAAAAUAAGCACUCGUACCUUAAACAUCAUCACAACAUAUGGCUAGUUGUUGGUUAAAUCUCACAACUUCUACCCAAACUCAAUUUAACUCUGAGUAUUCCAUUUGCUUGGCUCCCUAGGCAUCACGCAUUUGGCGUUGGAAAUGGGAAAUUCUGGCUUGAUGACGUCAAAUGCUCUGGAGAGGAGGAUUCGAUUGAUAAGUGUUCGCAUAGGCCCUGGGGCCGACACAACUGUCAAAUCUAUAGUCAGGCUGGUGCUGUUUGCAGACAGCGCUUGAAUGACCUCAUUGUUGAGCCCAAGCCUUCGCAAGCCAGCGGUCAGGUAUAAUCUUGUUAAAUUUAGUCGAUAACAUCAUUUUUUAAUCCGGUUUCUAAUCACAAACUAGAUUGAAAUUUCCAAUGAUUUUGUUUGUAGAUUCAAUGAGAGCGAGCAAGAUACGACGUAAUCCUCGACCAAUCAGAGGGUGCGCAUUACUUGAACAAAUCAAUCAUUAUAUGACGCUUUAUUUCUCCGGACCAUGAUGAAAAAAAAUGCCAGUCUAGAUUAUAGCGUAAAUAAUGAUCGAUCAGACUUCAAAAAAGGUGCCGAAAAAUAUACGUAUCUACCGAUUGAUGAUUUAAGAAACGUUUUUGUUUAUAGUGCCUGAAAGAACAACCUUUAUCAUCCCAUCGUAAUGACGGGUCAAAACUGUGGGCGGAUCUGUGUUGGUUCUGUUGGAAUAGACCUCCUCUUAAGUAUGGUGAAAAAAACCGUACAUGUUUCCUUCACGCAAAGGGAAUCCAAGAUUGCAUGACAAGUUUCUUUCUUUCUGAUCUCAAUGCAGGUUUCAAAAGUCAACAUAAGGUUAGAAGGCCCAGUUGUUGAUGACUACAUAUCAGAAGGUGUUGUUCAAGUAGAGCAUGAAGGAAAGUGGGGUUAUAUUUGUCCUUCUCAAUGGACUCAACUGAACUCGUUCGUGCUGUGCGGCCAACUAGGAUUUCCUAACGCUGAGAAACUUAAGUCCCAUAAAGAAACCAUCCAAGAUUUGGAGCCCGUCUAUUGGCUGGACCAGGUGACGUGCAAAGGAUGGGAGUCAUCGAUUGUGUCAUGUGACCAUGCAGGGUGGAACAGUCAUCAAUGUGAAGAGGGGGGAGCGGUGAGGAUCGAGUGUGUCAGGCGAUUAAUCAAAAAAGUGAGUAUCCUGAUACAAAUCGCAGUUAACAGAUACAGGGAAGCAAAAAGGAAUUAAAUCUCUCUAGUCUUAAAGAAGCUAUUGGAAUUUUAUUUUUUUCAAGUCUUAUGCUUUCCUUUCGAUCGAAUUUAACUUGCUUUGGGAUUUCACUUGAAGAGGCUAAGUCACUCUGUGGGUUUGCACACUGAGUUCUUCCAGUUUCACUCUUAUAGGCGUUAAAUCGCUCUUGUUCCCCAUCGUAAUUAACAAGAAGCAGAACGCGUGGUUGUCAAAAUGCACGAUUUCAAGGUGUUUUGGUCACGUAUUCUUCUGUAAUCUGCAAGGUAGUUACAAUUCAAAAUGUGGCCAAUUUUUGAUCGAAUUGUUUUCUGAGAUUUUCAAUAAAUUUCAAGGCUCUCUCUCUCGAUGACAGCGCAAUGUGAAAGUUAUAUACUGCCUGUUUGAAGCACUGAAUACGAAUAAAAACCAACUCUCUCGCCCGUUAUCGUCGGAUCGGCAGCACGGGACCAGAAAGAUAAUUUUAUUCACUAACAGAUUACAUGUUUUGCACAACGCGAAUAAGCGCAGUAAGAGAAGCUUCAAAAGUAGAUAUUCAGGACUAUUUUAUAGCCUCGCGCAUUACACUCUGAUUUACCGAAGAGUUAGGAGGGGGGGGGGGUUGUUUCGUUUUUAAACUUCCGAUGAGGAUCAGUUUGUUAGCCAGGGAACAAAAGUCUGUAUCAAUUUUUUAUCUCUUUGUUGCGUUUAUCCUUUCAAGAGAUCGGACAGCGUUCUUCACGUGACACCCGUUUUUCUUCUAGACGUAAAACUUAAUGUUAGCAAAAGCAGCCAAACUGCGAGGUUUCGGUUUCCACUAUGCCUUUUGACAUUAGGCAGCACUUUUGGACCUUGUUUUUCCUCUUUGUAGCCACCAGACGUGAGAUUGCGAAGCGGGGCCCUGGUAUCGGAGGGACGUGUGGAGGUACAGAAUAACGGAUAUUGGGGCACCAUUUGUGAUGAUCACUGGACCAUAAGGGAAGCUAAUGUGGUCUGCAGGUCAAUGGGUUACGGUACAGCGGAAAUAGCAACAAAGAAUGCGUACUAUGGAAGAGGAAUUGGAAAGGUAUCAUAUCUGUAAUAGAGAGAGUCCGUAAUAACGAGAGUUAAUUUCAGUCAUUUCUUUAUGCGUUUCGCCGGGGGGACUGUCUUGUCUUCAAUGGCGGGGUGUCCAUAAUAGCGAGGUGUCCGCAAGGUGAGAGCCGACUGUACCGGGAAAAAAAUUCUCUAAGAGCCUUAUCCAAAAAAAAAAAGCGAGCACACAAUACGGAAUGGGCGGAGUAAUGUGUCAAGCCAUCAUGACAAAUUCCCGGAGAAACUUGCAAUGGACCAACCUGGGAAGAACCGUAUGCUCGAUGUCCAUCUCUCUCGAGUCUGUGCCUUUCCAAGAGAAGAGGAGGAGGAGAAGCGUGAGCUCAUUUCCCAAACGGUGGUUUGUUAUUAAGCCGAGAGGUAGCUGUGUUUCUUUACGUGUUAACGUAUAUAGGAAAUGAAAACCGUUGAUUUCGUUAUUGAAUUUUGAACUCAGAUCAUGCUCGAUGAUGUGUAUUGUGUGGGUACUGAGAAGAGUAUUAGACAGUGCAAGAAAAGAAGAUGGCUCAAGUCCGACUGUAAUCAUCAUGAGGACGCUGGUGUUAGAUGUCACGUGCCUUCCCUUCAAGGCCAUGAGGUAGGUAAUAUAAUGUUAAAUAAAAUAAUACAUCUGUCUGUGUAUUUCACCGUAAAUGAAAUCACAUUUUAUGUGAAAAGGUAACUUGGACAAUUUGUUUUGCUGGGAGCAAGGAAGGAAAUCAGUGUUUCCCACCUGAGGUGUUUAAAAAGGGAUAUUGGUGGAAUUCCUUUAUUGAUAUGAUAUACUAAUGUUGACUAAAACAAUGAGAAAAUAUAACAUGAAAAGAUGAUUUUAACUUAUUUAUUCCUGCGACGAUUCCAAUAUUUUCGGGCGCAAAUCCGGCGCGAGUUGCUUAGAGGUGAAUAACAAAGAAUAUUCAGAGUUCUAGUAGCCAAUCAGAGCGCACCUUCCACGGUAUCCACUGUUCUAGUAAAUAACGAAACUGUGUAUCUGAUGUGGUUAAAAAGAUACUGGUUUGUAUUUGGCCAGCAAAUGAGAAUAGGCCUUUACACUAACGUUUGGUUUUAAGAAGGCAGUAGCAUGUUGACUUUGGAUUCGACAAGUUCACACAAGUACAAUUUCGUUUUGGCCUUAUGUUGCAGGUUCGCAUUAGGGGCGGCGCAAACCAUCUUGAGGGUCGGGUUGAAGUCUUCUAUGAUGGAAAAUGGGGAACCGUCUGCGCUGAAGGGUGGGGAAUAGAAGAAGCUAUGACAGUUUGCCGACAGUUGAAUCUUGGAUAUGCCAGUGAAGCAGUUACGGAACAAAACUUCAGUCGAACAGAUCUUGAAGUUAUCAUGUCUGGAGUUCAAUGUCAUAUAAACGAUAUCUCUAUUUACCAUUGUGAACAUGAUGAGUGGAAAAACACCACCUGCAAUGACAAGAAGAAGUCAGCUGGAGUCGUGUGCGUUAGUGGUAAGACUUUUCCACCCUUUGCAUGUUCAGUCACGUGUGAUACAAAAGCUAUAUUCAAUAACACUCAGUAUUAUGGUUCUUAAGAGUUUGCACGUGGCACUUAGCGGUUCAUUUCGUACAGGUAGCAAUAUGAUUUCACGUGCAAUUUGGGGUUGAUAAACACGAGUAAAUUUUUCAAACGGGCUCGUGCAAUUUUUUUUUCUUUGAAAAUUUACAGGUGCUUAUUUUCACCGAGUUGCACGAGAAAUCAUGUCAUGAUGUUGCUUAUUAAUAAUUUACAUGAAAAACGCAUCACAGAAGGUCAAGACGGACGAAAUAUUGGCAGCGCGCGCGCUUUUAUACUUGUUGCAACUUUGUACUCUUGUCACAUGAAAAAUACAAUUGUUUUCAGCCAAUCAGACGCGUGUGAUUUUUUUCAUUUAUAUUAUCAUUUAACGAAAGAAAUUUGCAGAAAUGUUAAAGUGGUUGUGAAGUUAACUUGUUUUCUUUUUAAGAAAAUGGUCAUUUGAUGAUGAAAGAUGUGUGCUUUCGCACUUUAACAUCAUAAGUUAUACCAUUGCCAUAGCCACUCGAUAAAAAAAAAGAUGACGGUCAGAAAAUUUUCAACAAUGACUUUGCAUUUCUCUUGUGCACCUGUGAGUAGCUAUUUGUACUCAUUCGGUCUGUUUUUCACAGAGAUGUAACUGUCUAACACGCAUUCGUAACCUUUCCUUUGUUCACUCAAACGAGAUCGAAAUCCCUUCCCGACUUACGUUUUUAGUUAUCUAUUUUUCUGGAGAUCUAUGAAUCUCUUUCAGAAAAUAGAGUCGCGUCAUUGAAGUGUUCUUUCCCUCCUUAGCUCUACCUGACCUUGUCGUUAACACCGAUAUUCUCAGAAGUUACAUGGAAUUGAAUGUUUUUCCCUUAUCGGCGCUGAGAUGUGCUAUGGAAGAAAACUGUCUCAGUCCGUCUGCAGCACGUUUUUUAAGGUAAAAUUUUCAAAAAUAUUUGUAGACAAGAACUUAGUUCUACCUUAACUCAACAGUUUUACGACUUACACAAUGACUUUGAUCAUGUUCUCAUGUCGGUUUCAGAUAUUCAGACACUUAUCGCAGGCGACUAUUACGAUUCAGCGUUCAAGUUGAAAACAGGGGGUUGGAUCACUUCAGACCAAAAGCUGACAAGUCAACUUGGCAGUGGCACAAAUGCCACCAACAUUAUCACUCCAUGGAAACAUUCUCUUCUUACGAUCUCCUUCGUAAGUACAAAUUAUUGCUGAUGCCGUGAACCUACGGUCAGUUUAAAGGUAAAAACGAAAUAGUCAAUCACCAUGGCGACACUUUAAAUUGCGAAUGUAUUGGGUCUGCUGACGGUGUUUGAACGAAAUGAAUCAGUUCCAUAAAUGGAACACGAUCAAAUUCUCCCUUUGGUUAACUAUAUUUUGAUCUUUGUUGUAUCCUAUUUUAUUUCAUUUUUUUAAGAAUUGUAGAAAGCUCCGAUAAAGACCUUUUUGUUUCACACAAUUGUGUUUUUUUUUUGCUAUUGUUCGUCGGUGCUUUAGUUCCGUUUUGUGUUGUUUUUGAGAGAUGCUAGCGUGGGAUGUGCUACGUUUCCGGAAAUCAUCACAAACCAUUUCAAAAUCCUCAUAGAUCCUCCUUUCGCUUAAGCUGGGCAAAUAUUGAGUCAGCCAAUAGAUAGGAAUUUUGAUAGGUGAUGAUAUAGCUGUUUCAUUCUACCAUAAGGGCUUAAAUAAAGUCUUUAAGUUUCACUCUUUCCGUUUUAGGUCAGAGGAGCGGGAAAAAGGUUUCCCAAGGACACAAAGCUAGUUUCUGUUUAGAAGACACCAAAUGCGAUUCUGGGUUUGACAAAGUUUGGAACUGUACUGACAUGGGAGAUCAGGGCAUAUCACCAGGAUGUUAUGACAUUUAUCACUAUAACAUCGACUGCCAGUGGGUGGACUGUACUGAUUUCGUACACGGCGCGUUUUAUCUUCGUGUUCACAUCAAUCCAGGCAACCAAGUGGCUGAAUCAGAUUUCAAGAACAACGUAGCCAAAUGUUCAGUGUAUGAUUACGGAACCUAUGUUUAUGCACUCAGGUGUUGGCUGGGUGAGUCUGAUAAUAGAUCACAAUAACGUGAUGAAUCUUCUGCUACCGUAAAGUAUUCAAUUCUUGCAGGGGUGCUAUUUUACAUGCUGGCAAUUUUUUGUGUUUUGAGGGAACUGCCGUAUUUACUCGAUUAAACGCCGCGGCGUUUAUUAUAUUUUUCGUGAUUCGAGUGUGGCGUUUAUUCGAGGGCGGCGUUUAUUUAGAAUCCAAUUUAUUUCUUGCAAACAAUAGUGUGGUAACUGAAUAAAUACGGAAAGUUUCUAGUUUCCAUUAGAGAUGACUGAUAUCUCAACUACGAACUAAUAUUUGCGAUUUUUUAACUUAAGUACCGGAACAUCAACGAAGCAAUAAACCUACUAUGUUCCAAUUUUCGAACUUUUCAAGUUCUACAGUUAAGUAAAGAGAUGCAGAGUGUCCUGCGUCGAUUGUUGCUCUUGAAGGAAGAUGGUAGAUUUUCAGCGUUUUGUUUUGUGGAAACUAUGCGCAAUUUUUUUUUUAUCAUUUUUUAUCUGUUUCGGGAAAACUGAAAAUAUUGGUAUGCAAGAUUGAUGUAACAGAUGAUGAUCUCCCGUAUUCAUCAACUUCAUUUCCAAUUUAAGGCAUUUUCAUCGAUGACUAUAGGUCGUCGAAUAUAUAUAUAUAUAUAUAUAUAUAAGUUAAAGAAUUAAAGAGGACGCAUCGAUUCUCUGUGACUCUGAGUUUCGCGCCUAAGCGCUCGUCUGUCUGACGAGCGCUUAGGCGCGAAACUCAGAGUCACAGGGAAUCGAUGCGUCUUCUUUAAUUCUUUAACGUAUAAAUACUUAGCUCUACUACCACAGCAUUCAGCACUUUAUGCCAAGAUAGACUCUACCCCCACAUUCAUUUAUAUAUAUAUAUAUAUAUAUAUAUAUACACAUAUAUACACCCGUUUUCAAAAACGUCGUAAUUUUGAAACAUAUAUUAAAUAUAUAUAUAUAUAUAUAUAUAUCUUGUUUUCUUGUAAAAAGUUUCUUUUUUAUGAGAAAAUAAAGGUAAAAAAAUUUCAUAUAUAUUUUCAAAUUUACACCGUUUUUGGACUCUGUGACUGCUCAGAGGGGUUUCUAAAUAACAGUCGGAGUUUGUUUGUUUGUUUUCUUCGCAGAGGACUGUGAGAGUGGGAUCGAUACACAUGGUGGAAAUUCCGGAGGGAACUGCUGCGUGUUCCCGUUCCUCUAUAAAGGCAAACUCUAUCAUGACUGUACCACGGAUGGUUUUAUUAAAAGGUGGUGCUCUACCACUUAUGAGUUUAAAAAAGACAAAAAGUGGGGAAUAUGUUACGAUUAAAAUAUUAAACUGACCUGCAUCCCAAACAUGAUUAUUUCAAAAGCCAUAUAUCGAAUGCAAUGUGAAGUAUGACUUUGCUCAAGGCGGGAAGGGAGGUGCAAGUCGUUGCUAGUAGGGAAGGGGUGGAAACCAAGGAUUUUUGUGUCCUACAAUGUUGGCAAUAUAUCAACCAUAGAGUUAUCGUAAGCUUAAAAAGUAGUUAUUAUAUUUUAUUAUUACUUUGCUACUAUUACUUGUCGAUCUCAUAACAUGACUCAAAUGAGCCUUCAGUUAACAUUUAGCACCUUCGGGGGGGGGGUUUACGUCGAUCAUGUCUAGCCUUGGACGUUUGGUGGCAGUUCUCCCUCGGAAGCCUUAGCAACUGUUUGCAAACUUUUGUUGCAACUUUUGUUACAACUUUUGUUGCAACUGUUGUUGCAACUUUUGUUGCAACUUUUGUUGCAACUGUUUUGUUGCAACUUUUGUUGCAACUUUUGUUGGCAACUCUUUGUAUAACUUUUAUCGCAUCAGGAGUUGAAGAUACUGCGAAUUACUCGGUGUAACAGUGUUUUUAUUCCAAAACCUUUUUCUGCCAAUUGAAUUUGUUUCCUACAAGCUUUUGCCUCGAAAAGAAAUUAUACAAUCUCUGGAAAAAAUUUUACAUUUCUAAUGUACCUGUUCAAGUUGUCCAGGUAUAAGGAAGCGUAGAGCGCAUUUUUCUUAGAUUACCCACCCCAGAGAAAGUUAAGUAAUUGGGCGCCUUUAACCGUUUGGAUGUCUUGAGACAUGACUAUCAGGAAAUUUUAAUUCGGUGCUAGUAGGAGAUAAUAAUUCUCACGCUCUCCGGGUUUACAUGGUUCAAUGUUGAGAGAGUUUGGUGUAACUUAUACAAAUUACAAGCAAAGUUUUGACACUACAUUGUCAACAUCUUUCUGCCUACGUAUACGAGAAAUAUUCAGGCACGAAAGAGCUUAAGAAAGGCACGAAAGAGCUCUAAAGGCACGAAAGAGCUCUAAGAUCUUAAGCCGCUCAAAAAAAUCGUUAAUCUCUAUAAUUUCUAAGAUGUCCGAGGGAGCUUCGUGUGAACAUGCUCAUGUGAUCGUUACUCCUCUAGUAUUUAUUUCACUCUUUUUACACAAUCGAUGUUUGCCCUUCCUUAAAUAUCGAGUAAGUAUUUAUUUUAUCUUAUCUUUCUUUCCUUAACUUCCAUCAUAACACAUUCUUUAGAUCAAAUUUCACAAUUAAACCUCAUUUUGUUCUGUAGUUAUGCUCGCUGUGUAAUGCUCUCAGCGUGGGUGCUCUCUCUAUCUUAAUGAGCUUGCUGUUCAAAUAAAUAUCACUGCUUUUACUUUUCAUUUCGUAUCGCAAGUUAUUUGUGUUCUGAAUGAAUGUUAAAAAUUACCCUCACCAUUUUUUUUAGUCUUGUUUCCAAAUCAUUUACUCUUUCACUCACCCCCCUUCCCCCCCCCUCCCCCAUCGUCAUCAAUUGCCAACUGUUUCAGUGCAAUAUAUUGCUGCAAUUUGCGUUCAACCCAUGAAAUACAGUACCACUGAGAAGCAGUUUCGCAUUACUGCGAGCACACCAACAUUUUGUUGACUGCCGUUGAAAUAGAUGAAUCGGGGUCUCUAUUGGUUUUGAGCCGGCGUCUUUUCGACGUUAUUUUGUUUAUUUUCCAAAAAGUAAGGAUGAGUGUAAAGAAGACGUUGCUGUUUAACCCUUUAGCUCCAAAGAGUGACUGAUUUCUAAUUUCUCCUUACAAUAUCACGCUCGAAUCAAAUGUAAGGGUCAUGAGAGAAGAGGAACUGAUCAUUAUUUUAAGGAGCGGUUGAUUAUUGAUAUGGAAGCGCCCCUGACCGGGGAAUGAAUCACAAACAUAGGUAAUACUUUUUGUGGUUUCAUUUUUAGAGAAAUGGUUCUUUCUAGUUUUGAAUUAAGGGUAUUUUUUUAGCGAAUAGGUAAAUCACGAGUAAAGUUUGCGGAACGUUACAAAAAUAGAUAAUUAAUGUAAUGACUCCGAAGUCAAUUGUUCGAAACACGGAAUUUAUAUUGAAUAUUAAACUAGCGAAUCAAACCCAACUCCAAGUUGUUACUCAAGCACUGCAACUCUCAAAUAAAACCGCUUUUAUAUUCUUUCUUAGUACAUGUAACUGACAAUUAUGAUUACAAAAAAUCUCAUCAUGGUCUAUUAGGCUUUUCUAAGAUCCCCAUGGUUUGAUAAUCUUAUUACAACUUGAUGAAAGCACCUUUGUUUUGUUUUGUCUCAAAUCCUUCCUCGCGGAAAGUUUUCAUACUUGUAGUCUCCCUCGCGUGCGUUCUUUGGAAUGUUAUGGGCUACAAGAUUACAAGAUUACAAGAUAUUACUUUUGACUUUCAAAGCGCUCAACGGACAAGCCCCUAGUUACAUCACUGAACUGCUGAAGCCUUAUGUACCAACCAGAAAUCUGAGGUCCUCCUCCAAAAACUUACUUAAAGUACCACCUGUCAAGCUAGUAAGUUAUGGUCACAGGUGCUUCUCUUUUGUAGCAUCGACUCUAUGGAACUCUCUUCCGAACAUCAUAAAAGAGAGCAGCUCGCUAUCAGACUUUGAGACCUGUAUAAAGACAUACCUUUUUAACAAAUUUUAUAAUUAACCUUCUUAACAAAUUUUAUAAUUAGCUUAGCGAGUUAAUUAGCUAUUUUAUAGUUAGCUAGGUCGCUAGUUAGUUGGUUAGUUAAUUAGUUAGUCAGCUAGUUAGUUAGUUAGUUAGUUAAUUAGUUAGUGAAUUAGUUCUAUUAUAAGUUUCACAGUUUUUUACUCUCAUCAUUACAGAUUUUUUAUUAGCUAGUUUUUUACUCAUAUUUUAGUGAUGUUUACGUUUUUAUAAAUUUUAUCAAUGUCUUUUAUAAAUGAAUUGUAAAGCGCUAUUGAAUAGCAAUAGAAAUAGCGCUAUAUAAAUACUGUAUUAGUAUUUAUUAGUAACCUUUGCGUGAUGUCAAAAGGGAAUUUGAUACUUUUACUUGCGUGUCUGAUGUCGACACUAAUUUUCAAAUACAAAAGAUAGUUGUUUUUCCCUUCUGGCAGCGGGCCUACCCAUAAAAGUACAUUGUUUUGUUCACUUAUGCAACGGACGGCACCAAAUGAAGAUCGACUCAACAUGAUGUGUGUUUUGCUUAUCGCGUUCGUCUCUUGCCUGAGGUUUGCCGGUGGCACAGAGGUGAGACUUAUUGGUGGAAAGCACGAGUUUGAAGGCCGAGUUGAGGUGAAAUACGACGACGAAUGGAGAGCAGUUUGUGACCAUGGAUGGAACAAGAAGGCGGCCAAUGUAGUUUGUAGAAUGCUUGGAUAUCCAGAUGCGUUGCGCUUUACAAAAGGGUGAGCAUACGUUUCUAUCUUGUGGGUCGGCAAAUGUCAUCCUCUAGUGUUUUGUGCUGAUGAUUUUUGUAUGCGUGGUGUUUAAAGGUUCCUAAGUGCAUAGGGAACACAGAAACAGAAAGAGCGUUAAUUUUCUGUCAAUUUUCAGGUAAGCGAUAACAAAAGCGAGGCAUGAGCGAUGACAGCACGAAGGGCAAGUCAAGCACUUCGCGUUUGUCUCGCACUCGCCACGCUUGUCAUGCAUACUGCAGUUUGAAGGUCGACCAUAUGAAAUUGUCCAUUUGAACAAUUCAGGAGAAGUUUGACAAUAAAGAUGAUUAUUUUAACUUAAAAACUUACUUAUUUAUUCUUGUGUUUUUCACGUUAUCAUAUGUCCCAACCAAUGGUGUAGCUCCAUCUUUCGGUAUCUAAACCACACAUAACCCCCACCCCUUGAUUCGUUUUGAUUGAGGGCUAACGCUCAAAACGUCAGCUUUAAAAUUUCUUUCUCUGGGCCAAUUUACAUUAUCAACUCAGGUGAUGACACGAAAUUACCCCUCACCGACGCACUUCCAUAGUUUCCUUAGAAACUUACCCCUAUAGCGAUUUGGAAAGUAUAUAGGAAAGUUUUCCCUAUGUGUAAAAGGGGUAGGUUUCUAAAGAGACCGUGGUGCUGUGUCGCUGGGAGAGAAUAGCAAGUAAUUUAGUGUUAAAAACUGAGUUGAAAACGUGAAUAGGCCACCGUAAAGAGUUAUAAGGCUGACGUUUCGAGCGUUAGCCCUUCGUCAGAGCGAUUGGAGGAAUUGUGGGUUGUGUGUAGGUUUGUAUGCAGAAAAUGAAUCUCCCUAUGCGGAUAACUUAUGUUAUGUGGAGUUCCCUGUGUGGAUAACUUACCAAACAGCAUCUAUAACAAUUUUUAACAUUUUGCUUAAAAUGUCCUUAGACACCUAACCUUUGGUCGUGGAGAUGGAAAAUUUUGGUUAGAUGACGUCAUAUGCGGUGGUAGAGAAUAUGACAUUGAAAGAUGCUCACACAGAGACUGGGGACAACACAACUGUCGUUCAACUAAUCAGGCUGGUGUUAUAUGCAAGCUACAUCGAAGUGACACAAUAUUCGAGCCCGAGCCAUCAUCAGCCAGCGGAGAGGUAUGAAGAAUACUAUGUCACUUAUAAGCGAGCCAUAAUGAGCAUUCUUAACAUCAUUGGCAGGGUAUUCAAAAAGCACGUGUGGCUUUCAAUACUCUGAGUGGUGCACCAUCCGAUAGACUUGGCUGGGCUCAAGUCUCGGUGAGCAUGACUUUGCACCAAAUGAAGCUGAGAUUAAAAAGAGAAUAGAAUAAAUAAAUUGGGUGACGGACAUACCGUCCUACUUAAUUAUCACAUCUCUACAUUAACCUUCUGACCCGUAAGAGUAACCAGUAUCUAAUUUCUCCGUACAAUAUCGCUCCUGCAUCACUCAUUAAGGUCACAUGAAUAAAGGAAAUGAUUACCAACUGAAGAAGCUCUUGAUUGUUAACCAAAUUCUCCCCGUCAGCAUCUUAGGAAAUGUAUGGAGAACAGUAUGGAGAAUAUGCAUACUGAUGAUAGGGUGUAAAAGGGUUAACCCGGCUCAUGAUAAGCCUUAUAUAUCUCCGUCUCUUUGACGAAAACUCACAAAGUAUUAAUUAAUUCCUUACCCCAAGGAUGUAAUAAAAUCAGAUCUGUUGCUCAUUUAAGUUAUGAUUUCGAUUCUUCUUUUAUUGAGGUGGUACACGUGAACUUAAAGUUACAAGGCCCAGUUGUUGAUGACUACAUAUCAGAAGGUGUCGUUCAAGUGGAGCACGAGGGAGAGUGGGGUUACAUUUGUCCUUCUCAGUGGACUCAACUGAACUCGUUCGUGUUGUGCGGCCAACUGGGAUUUCCUAAUGCUGAGAAAAAUGGGUCCUAUACAGAAACCAUCCAAGAUUUGGAGCCCGUCUAUUGGCUGGACCAAGUCACAUGCAAAGGAUGGGAGUCAUCGAUUGUGUCGUGUGACCAUGCAGGUUGGAUUCACCGCAAAUGUGAGAUUGGAGGAGCACUGAGGAUCAAAUGCGCGCGCAAAAAUAUCACGCAGGUGGUUAAAGCUCUUGUUCAGUAGUUUUUUUGGCAAUAACAUUUGUCAAAAUAUUAAUUUGAUUUCAGAGAUGAUUGAACAAACAAAUAAACAUCAAAAACAGAAGCAAGAAUUUCGGUUCUAAAUUUUACCUGGACAGGUAGUUAACAUUGUUAAAAAAUUCACUUGCACAUUCGUAGCCUCCAGUGGUGCGACUUCGAGGUGGUGCCAUGGUUUCUGAGGGGCGAGUGGAAAUGAAGUACCGUAAUGAAUGGAGAACCAUAUGUGACGACCACUGGACACUGAAGGAAGCUAAUGUAAUCUGCAGGUUUUUAGGCUAUGGGUCAGCGGCAGUAGCAGCCCACAGCGCGUACUUUGGGAGAGGUAUUGGAAAGGUAAAGUUCUUUACUGAUAUGUUUUUCAAUAUAUUAUUUAUAUUUAUUAUAUAUAUAUUUAUAUUAGCGAAAGAUGUUGGGUGAAAGUCGAAGGCAGUUUGGUCUAAGGGGGCUAAGAUAAAGGUUCAAAUACGGAAUAGGGAAAAAAUCGCACUUCUUUUUCAUAUUAUCAUGAAACCAUGGAAGCAUGACAAAUGAGUCUUUUCAAAAUUGACUAAGCGUAUUUGUGUACUUUUCUAGGAGAUGCUGCACAAUUUACGCUGUCAGGGUGACGAGAGAAACAUCAACCAAUGUCAACAUCACGGUUGGCGCAGAACAGAAUGUAAUCACUAUGAAGACGCCAGCGUCAAAUGUCAUUCUCCAAAACUUCAAGGCCAUAAGGUUAUAUCCCUGGAUUUCUUAACAAUUUAUUGAUUUGUUUAAAUAACAAAUAUUAAACUUUUUUUCAAUUGCAAAGGGUUCUACUUCAUAAAUUCCGUUCAAGGGAACUACAAUUCUUUUCAGAUGUGUUUCAAAUUAUACAAAGCUACUUGUGACAAAAUAGUUUGGUAAGGGAUCAAAACACCAUAGAGAAGCGAGAAUUUCAAACAAACGAAGAACAACUUUCCGUUGCAAUUAUUUUAAAUACAAAUUUGAUGGAGGACCAAUCCCUGCUGAUCCAAGACUGCGCUAAAGCUGUGUGAAGUGGUCGCUCCGACCCAAAUACUUGGCUGAGAUACUUUAAGUUAGGCGCUAUAUGAGAGGCUAACUCAGGCACACGACUUUUCAGUUUGGUAUAUUACGACGAUGCGACGGGUAAACCUCAAAAAUCAUGUAAAGUUAAAUGCGUCAAAAAUAGUUAUGUACCAUGAAAAGGAGAAUCACGGUAACUGAUGUAAGAUACUAGAAAAAGCGUUCGCCUUUGGUUGACGCGCUAAAAGGUGGAUUGAGUGGUCAGUUUGUCUUACAGCGCCCCUCUAUUGCCACGAAAAAAUGAUAGCUAUUGGUAAACUGUCUAAGAAUCCUGAAGUAGUGCCGUUGGGUGGGGGGACACCAACGAAGGACAUACCUAACUUCAUGAUGUAAAUAUGCAGAACAAGGGUGGGUUUCAAAAGUGUUCUUUCCAUUUUUACCACAACGUGAUAUGUAGUUGUUUACAAUGAUGCAAUUUAACAGGAAUCGAGUCUCGAGUCGUAAAUUUCAAGCUCUGUUCCUGUCUCCUAGAUUAGGCUCGCUGGUGGUGCAAAUUCCUUCGAAGGUCGAGUGGAAGUUUUUCGUGACGGACGAUGGGGAACUGUUUGUGCAGAUAACUGGCGAAUAGAAGAAGCAAUGGUGGUGUGCCGACAGUUGAAUCUUGGAUACGCUAGUCAAGCAGCAACGCAGAAUUAUUUUGGCCCCACAAAUCUGAAAGUUAUAAUGUCUGGAGUAAUAUGUCGCGUGGACGAGAUCUCCAUUUACAACUGUCAACGUCAUCAGUGGGACAAUACAACUUGCAGCAACAAACACAAAUUAGCAGGAGUCAUUUGCAUAGAUGGUAAGGUUCAAUAACUUUUCCGUUCAGAUUUGCCUGAGAACUUGUAUCCCUGGGCGAAUUUUGUUUUAAUUGGUGUAAAAGCAAACAAAAUGAAAUCAGUUUCCGUAGAAGAUAAGUCUCACUGAUUUCAGAUCCAUUCAUUACAGUUUCUGGGUUAUUCUUGUUGUUCAAUGCACAAGAGAAAAGCUGUCUUCCCUUUCAAGGACUAUACACGUGGAAAAAAGCAAGAACAAGCUCGAGUAUUUCGACAGUAGACAUUAAGGGUGAUGUAAUGAUGGGGCACUUUCUUAUACCGCUUUACAUUAAAAUGACAGAAGAAAUAUUUUUGAAAUUAAGGAAGUCGAUGGAGCAAUAGCGAGUAUCCUAAGAAUUAGGAUAUUAAGAGGAAUUAUUUAGAGUCGGAUGACAUCUGUUAAUAAUAAUUCCAAGCUGAUUAUUCAAUCUUGAUAAAUCUAUAUGAAAAAUCCGCCAUCAGAUGAUUUUGUAAAGGCAGCAGAUGAAAAGAAGGGAAAGAAAAAGAGAACGAUAACAGCUUGGACUAAUCAGUGUACCGUCUUUUGGUUAACAGAGUUACCAGAUCUCGUCAUCGAUACUGAAGCUUUGAGAGAAGAGAUGCGUACGCAGUCACUCCACGUUGACUUUCUGCAAUGUGCAUAUGAGGAGAAAUGUUUGGCAAAAAGUGCAGAUGUUCUCUUUAGGUAUGUUGUCCAGAUGUUUUCGAGAUCUCACGAAAAAUCUUCCAGAAACUCUUGAGUGUUUGCUUAAAAUUGACUAUAAUAUUUCAUUUCCUGGACUUAUUUGACAACGACAUUUCGUUAGUGACCUUGCUCAGAGUUAGCCUUCUGUUACAAGGCCAGUUCAGGAAAUUUAAAGAGGAAAUGUUAUGCAAAUGUUUUUAAUGCCAGCUCCGUUGGUAGUUUUCCACAAUUAACGACUGUGAGCAAUAAUUUCCCAUUAACCCUUUCUACUUCACGCUUGGAAUUUUUAUUAAUUAAUUAAUAAAAAUAUUAAUUUGGAAUUAAUAGUAGAACAAAUUAACCUAUCCUAAUCAUUUUUGCCACUCAGUUCAAGUGGGGUUGGGCGAAACCGGAUGCGAAAACUGUUACGAUUUACAACAAAGAUUGAAAACAGAGGAUGGGACCAUUUCCGACCGAACUCGCCCAGGUCAGCCUGGCAGUACCACCAGUGUCAUGGCCACCAUCACUCUAUGGAGACAUUUGCUACCUAUGCUCUGCUACGUGAGUACGAGCCAUGAUUGCUCUUGUCAGCUAGUCUCUUGGGAUAGAGAGAUUUCCUACUGAGUGUCUAACUUAGAUCGAAAUGGUUUCAGUAGUAUCAGCAGAUGUACACUUUUCCCGUGCUUGUAGUGCUCGUCUCACGAACAACAUCUUUGUUCUCAUGGCUCAUUACACUUCCUUCGAUCUGACCGGCUGAUGUAUAGUUUUUCGAAAUUAUUUCUUGUAACGAAAUUUAAGAAUAUAUUUUAGAAAUCUAAUUUUUAACUCAGUUGCGCGCAAGGACUCAGUUAUCAAAUGACACGCUCCAUCCAUCAGUACAUUUUCUCGGCGAGAUUUUCGCCUAGAGUUUUUCAGGCUGAACCACUUAUCUUCAUUAAAUUUCAAUUUCAUAAUGAGAAUAAUGAGGAAUCGUAGAACAACAGAAAAGAAUGAUGUCCCUUAAUUUUCUCUUGCGAGGAAUGGAAAAAAUCCUCAUAUAGUUUGUCAAAACUCCACCGUCGAAAUCUACAAGAAAUCGAUAUCACACUCAGUAGGAGCUUAAAAAAAGAUCGCCGAGGUUGUUGGAAAAAUAACUACGAAAAAUUGGGUAUCAUUUUAAAAAUAACUCGAGAAAAGGAAAAAGUAUGUUUCCAGGUUUAAAAAAUUCGCGAUUCGAAUCCACCAUUUUGGAAACUAAUUCCUCUUGUUGGAAGCGUUAUUGGCGUCAGAUCGCUAUACAGUUGAUUAAUUUUAUUUUUUACCUCAAAAGUUUCUUCGCGAUUAGUUUUUCAAAGAGGUGGAACGAAAUAUUCUCACUGUUCCACAAUUUUGCUACUUCAAUCUUUUAUCUAUAUAUAACAAAAUCGCUUUUUGCUUUAAAGGUCGGGGUAACUGGGGAAAAGCCGCUGACGGGCAUAAGGCCAGUUUUUGUUUGGAAGAUACAGAUUGUGAUCCGGGCUUCGAGAAGAAAUGGGAUUGCACCAGGGGCGGUGACCAAGGCUUAUCUCCCGGAUGUUUUGAUGUUUACAGUCAUAAGAUUGACUGUCAGUGGAUCGACUACACCGGCAUCUUCAGCGGAGCUUUUUUUCUUCGAAUUCAACUCAAUCCUGGAAACCAAGUGGCUGAGUCAGACUUCAAGAACAAUGUUGCAAAGUGCUCUGUUUAUGACUACGGGAGUUUUUUUAUGGCUCACAAGUGCUGGAUUGGUAAGUCAGUUUUAUGUUCUGAAUUCAAAGUCACAAAAGAAAAACGUACUGGUGUAUGCUGUAGAAUGUAGGCACAAGAAAGUGUUGGAGUAUACUUUUUUAAUAGUAAUUAAGAUAAUGAUAGCAGUAUAACCAUGAUACUAAGAAUUGUUAUUAUUACAAUAAUAUCAUAUGAGAUUGCCGAAGAUUUCACACAGAGGGAACAAAAUAAUUGGGCAUAAAGCAUCGCUGUAAUGUAGCCAGAGGUACCCAAGACUGUCCACUGAGUGGCGAAUUCAGUAUAUUUACUGUAAAAGAACCUUUGUCAUGUGAUUACGUAAAGAAUUUUCAGUGCCAACAGUUACUGAGGCUUCCUCUUCCAAAUUUUGCGCGGCAAGUUUAGUUAUCACGCUCAACUGGGGAACGAUCUAAGGAAUUAUGUACUCACUACUUAAAUAUCAGAAUGUUAAAGGGAUCUUAGAACACAUUUUUAGAGCUGAAUCAAGCAUUAGAACAUUGUUUUUAGAAACUUGCGAAAGCGGCGUCGAUACGUAUGGAGGGAAUUCACGUGGGAAAUGCUGCGAGUUUCCUUUCCGUUUCAAAGAUAAACUAUACCAUUCUUGUACAACUGAUGGACACAGAUACAAAAGGAAAUGGUGCUCAACAACUCCUAGUUACAGCAAGGACAAGAAAUGGGGACUCUGCUUCAACUAG
This is a messenger RNA of Pocillopora meandrina, 19888 nucleotides long. The record is from the annotation of a GenBank genome assembly. Lineage: Eukaryota; Metazoa; Cnidaria; Anthozoa; Scleractinia; Pocilloporidae.